This is a messenger RNA of Myotis lucifugus (little brown bat), 802 nucleotides long. RefSeq names its product TBC1 domain family member 12-like. The record is from RefSeq and is a predicted model, not a curated record. Lineage: Eukaryota; Metazoa; Chordata; Mammalia; Chiroptera; Vespertilionidae.
AAGGUUGCGGCGGCGGCCGCCGCGGCCCCGGCACCGAGGGCUAUACCCGGGCCGAGCCUGCGCCGGGGACUUCGCCGCCGCCUCCUCGGGCGGCGCUCACCCGGCCCGGAUGCUGGGUCCGGAGGAUGCCGGAGGCUGCUCGGGAAGAAACCCCAAGUUACUCCCUGUGCCGGCGCCCGAGUCGGCGGGCCAGGACGGGAAGAUGAUCCGGGCCACGGGCGGCUUUGGCGGAGGCGUCGGCGCUGUGGAGCCGCCGGAGGAGGGGGAGGAGGAGGAGGAGGAGACGCCGCCUCAGCAGCUCUUUCGGCGUUACCUCGCGGCGGCCGGGGGGCAGCUGGAGCCCGGGCUGUGCUCCUGUCCGCUCCCCGCCGGCCAGUGCCGCGCUCCAGCGCCCUCGGCAGCCCCGCACCCAGCCCCGGGCUCCAAGCACCGAGGCGCGGAGGCGGCGGGUGCCAGCGCGCCGCGGCACGGAGGCAUGACCAACGGGGACUCGGGCUUUCUGCCGGGCCAGGACUGUCGCGACCUGGAGGAGGCUCGCGGGCUGGCGCGCGCCGGCGGCCGGGAGCCACGCAGAAACCUUUUUUCAAAAAGGACAAAGGAACUCAAAUCAGUUGUCCAUAGUGCUCCUGGUUGGAAAUUAUUUGGUAAAGUUCCUCCCAGAGAGAAUCUUCAGAAAACUUCCAAAAUUAUUCAGCAGCUAACUACUCUCACCACAGAUUUUGACUUCGAAUUGAACACGGUAGCAUUUGCCAGUGGCACAGAUUUUGUGGAUAUAGGUAGUUGUGAACUUAUGAAACAGUAA